This is a messenger RNA of Nelumbo nucifera (sacred lotus), 684 nucleotides long. RefSeq lists its product as uncharacterized. NCBI's taxonomy places the organism in Eukaryota, Viridiplantae, Streptophyta, Magnoliopsida, Proteales, Nelumbonaceae. The record is from RefSeq and is a predicted model, not a curated record.
GGGCCGGGAAGUAGCUGCAGCAGUUGGUGAGAAACAAAUUCAGGCUCUAGCUGUCAUAAAAGUCAUCGCUGUCAUUGUGUUUACAGUUUGGUAGAAAUGGCAGGAAGCCCCCUUCAUCUGCUAGUUAUUCUAUUGAGUUUUUCUCACCUCAUCUCCUUGAAUGCUGUCCCAAUAACAAGGACUAGAAAUCUAUUAUCUGAUACUAGAGUACUGCUUCCAGCAGAUUCUGAGAACACCCAUCUGCAGGCAAGCACAGAAGAAGUAUGGGAAGAAGAACUUGCCAACGGCAGGAUGGGUUUGGAACUGAAUGAUUAUCCGGGAUCAGGAGCUAAUAACCGCCAUACUCCAAAGCCACCACUAGGGAAAGAAAGAGUUCAGACCUAGUUUCUCUAACUGGUAAUCUUCAUAACCUUUUAUUUUGUAAGAUAGCUUCUAGACAUGAUUUACCUCUUAAUUUGGCUCAAACUAGCUAGUUAAUUAGGAAUAUAGUUACAGGGUAGUACUGAAACAAGAAGGUGGCUCUCGGUGCUAUCUAAAGAGGGAAGGAUUUAAUCAUGCUCAAUUUGUAAUUAAAUGAGAGAGAGAGAGAGAGAGUUAUAUACUUGGUGAUUAAAUGACAUGAAUUGUGUAAUAAUCUCUGUACUUGUUGUCUACAUUAAGAAUAAUGGAGAUGAUUUUUCAAUA